UGUCGUGUUCUUUUCUUGCCGGGCGAGAAACCGGCGAGUCGCCCACGAUUCGGCGCGCCACUCAGUGUCGAACUCACUCAUUGAGUCGCAGCUCGAUUCGAAAGAUGUGACCACCCUGUACUAGCACGGAUUUGAAGUAAAAAGGAGGCAUUCUCUCGUUUCCUGCCAUGUUGGCUUCUGAUCCGAGCUGAAGGACGCGAGGAAGAGGAGAAGAAGGUAUUUGAAGGCAUAUAUUUCGAACUUAUGUGCUGGUUUCAUUCACAUCCAUGUUACAGCUUUGGAAUGGUCAAAGGGGCAUUAAGGAUUGAAAUAACUUAAGUAUCCAUCUCUGGGAAAAUUUUCUUGCCCUGCUUUGAAAGAAGAGAUCAUUGUCCAUGAAUAAAUCUCCAAUAGGAUGUGAUGAGGGACCAGACUGCAAAGUUAGGACGCUAGGCUUUUGGGUUGGAGUAAUAGUUCAGUGUCUUGGGUCAAUUAUUAUUCUUAAAUAAGUUAUGGAGGCAGAGCCGUGCAGUGGUAGUAGCUCAGUAGUGGACAAGAAGAGAAAAAGGAAGAGGGAGGAGAGUAAUAGAAAUGUUUCAAAUCUUGGGAUGGAUAAAGAGAAUUAUUUUCCAGAGAAAAAUUCAUCGUUGAAUGUGAUUAUUUCUUUACCUUCCCCAGCUGAUUCAAGCUCAGCCCUGCUGAAUGUGAUUAUUUCUUUACCUUCCUCAGCUGAUUCUAAGGCUCAGCCAUGCAAUGAAUUAAAUCCUUUACCUGCAAACAGAAAGAAGAAGAAAAAGAAGAAGAAAAGAAAGAUCCAGGAAACAAGCACUACUCAAGGUGAUACUGGUGCAGAAGUCCCAUGUUCUGUACUGCAAGCUAAUGAGCUGGACGUUAAAUAUAAUAUAACAUGUUCCUCUGGCAAUUCCCAUCAAAUAUUGGAACAUGAGAAGAUCCGACCAACUGGUGACGCAAACUGCCUUACCAAAAGGCAAAUGAAAAGAAGGAGAAGAGAAAGUUGUGGAGGAGGGAAAAAAGAGGCAAAAGCCAAGGAGAAGGUCUCUGGGAAGAGUGAUACGCUCACUAAAAUCCCAAAUGAUGUUCCACAAAUCGCUGAAUUGGAUGAAAAUACUCUGAAGGAAUUUUCCUCGACCUGUGUUAAGCAAAGCGACAUUGAGAAGAAUUUGUGUUCAUUAGAAAAAGAAGAUGUACAUGGAGAAGCUCAUACCUUAUUGAGUGAUUUCAGCAGUAUGAGUACCUCUUCAAAGAAGAAAAGUGUCAAAAAGCUCAAAACCGAUCAUAGGAAAAAACCAUCAUCAAAGUUAACAACAGGAAGUGCGGACAUUUCUGAGGACCUUGUACAUAAAGAGACUUCCUUUCAUUCUGAUGAAGCUCGCAUCUCUCGUCUUUCAGACAGUAAACCAGAACAAGUAGAAGAAAGGAUACAAGUUACAUUAGCGCAGGCUUCCAUAAAAACUUCGAAAGCAGGGGCUUCAGUUGAUUCUGGGCGUGUUUCUUCGUGAGAACUCAAAUGGAAAUGGUGGCAAGGUAAAGAGGCAGAUCAAUGAAGGAAAUCCUUCGUCAGAAUUGUUGGUAUCUGAAGGUGAUAUUAAAUCAGAUAUUAAUAUCAACAAUGGAAGCAUGCCUUGGCAAAUUCCGGAUAUAUCGUUAGAGAGGACUAGCAUUGGACCUUCUAGAAAAAAGCUUCUUAUACUUGAUCUGAAUGGACUGUUGGCAGAUAUAAUUCCAUAUGUUGGCUUGGGAUGUAAACCAGACUUAAUUGUGUCAAGAAAAGCAGUAUUCAAAAGGCCCUUUGUUGAUGAUUUUGUACAAUUUUGCUUUGAGAAAUUUGCUGUUGGGGUUUGGUCUUCAAGGACAAAUUAUUCAUUUUACAGGAGAAAUGUGGAUCCAGUUGUAGACUUUAUUAUGGGCGACUCCAAAAGAAAAUUGCUUUUCUGUUGGACCAUUAAGAAAGAGCAAGGGCUACUUUUCAGUUCCUCAUCAGUUUGGUUACAGGAUCAGUCUCACUGUACUAUGACAAAGUUCUCUACCCUCGAGAAGAGGGAUAAGCCCCUGGUUUUGAAGGAACUUAGGAAAUUGUGGGAUAAGCUCGAGCCUAAUCUUCCAUGGGAGAAAGGAGCGUAUAAUGAGUCAAACACUUUGUUGUUGGAUGAUUCUCCAUACAAAGCCCUUCGCAAUCCGGCAAACACUGGAAUAUUUCCCUAUUCAUACCACUAUAGAGAUGCCAAAGACAAUUCUAUAGGACCUGGAGGUGACCUGCGGGUCUACCUAGAAAGCUUAGCUUUGGCCGACGAUGUUAGGAAGUAUGUGGAGCAGAAUCCAUUUGGUCAAAGAGCAAUCACAAAUUCAAAUCCAUCCUGGAACUAUUAUAAGAGGGUGUUAGCUUCGCACCCACCUGAAGAUGCUACUUCUAUAUCGAAUCAUGCAUUGGUUGAUGGAAUCGGCAUCGGCAGUGUUGGAUCAAGACAAACAACUUCCUCACCAAAAUCUGCCACGUGGAUGGACCGGGCUUUACCACAUAUUGGUGGUGAUCGAUAUGAUCCACUUUUUGACAGGAUUGAACCCUCUUCAAGUUCAGUCAAGAAAGUUGAAUGUGCACAUAAGGGGGAAUCAGUUUACGAUAGCGAUGUCAUUUUGAGGACCAGUGAUUCAAAAACGCCAGUAGAUGUGGAAGAGAACAAUAAAAGGAAAGAGAUUGGAGUCUUUGCUCCACCCAUAUCCGUAGAUGAUGAUGGGUUUGGUGAUACUGCAGGCGUGGAAGUUGGUGCAGUUGAGUAUGUGAGCGCCAGUAAUUUUAUUGAUGCAGCAGAUGCGACUGAGGUUGAGAUGGAGAUUGAUCAGAUUAAAUCCACUGGGAAGAGCAAGAAGCACAAGGAUUCUAGGUCAAUGAAGCCUUUCAAAAUUGCCCUUGUGGAUUUUGUGAAGGAAGUCCUACGGCCAUCAUGGCGGCGAGGGAAUAUGAGCAAAGAGGCAUAUAAGACCAUCUUGAAGAAAACUGUUGACAAAGUAACUGGAACUAUGAAGAGCCACCACAUUCCGAAAUCUCGAGCAGAGAUAAAUCACUACAUUGAUUCUUCACAACGCAAGCUGACAAAACUUGUGAUGCGAUAUGUUGAUAAGUAUGUCGACGUGUAGAUAUGAAACCGAUGGAUUUCAAGGCCAUAUGUAUCUAUCAUACCAGAGGUUUGGCUGAGCUGUGGACAAUUUGGAUGUUGAAGUGAUAUUGAGCAGAUAUUUCAACCCACCAACCGUUUGCUCUAGUCUAUGGAUGGGAGUAAAAAUUGAUUUUGAGGUUAGGGAAAGAAAGCACCCCAUUACUGCAGAGCCCGCUGGCAUAUUACCCGAUUCGGCUCAGACUUUUUGGUGGAUUCAUGUAAAAAGAUUCACUUGAUCCUGAAAGUAGCACAACCUCCUCUGGAAGUUUUAGCUCCCAAAGUCGGAUUCAUCUUUGUGAAGGUGUGUUAUCAAGGUUAUGUGAUGAGAGACUGACGGUCUUGUUCCUUGUUGUGAGCAUAUGUUUCAUAUAAUGUCACCCGACAAUGCAUGUUUCUUUUGUCAAGAUGUGCUCCAUUAGUACCAUAUAGCAAGAUGGACAGAAAAUUUAAUUUGAAUAGCUAAUGUAAUCGUCAUAGUAUCUCCCAUAAACAUCUUGUUUUCCAAAGCCGUAUGUAGAUCUUAUUCAUCUGAGAGACUUUUUUGACG
Eucalyptus grandis is the source of this 3699-nucleotide messenger RNA. RefSeq lists its product as uncharacterized. The transcript is spliced from 10 exons. The record is from RefSeq and is a predicted model, not a curated record. Bases 1618 to 3132 code for a protein of 504 amino acids. NCBI's taxonomy places the organism in Eukaryota, Viridiplantae, Streptophyta, Magnoliopsida, Myrtales, Myrtaceae.